UUCUGAUCUAGAUUAGAUCUAGACAUUGCUUCAUCUGCUGAAGUGCCUUGUGCAUUGAGCGCCAUUAAACAAGCCAAGAUCUUGCAAAUAAAGAACCAACUGUUCCUCCACAUCUUUGUUUUCCUUGCUCAACGAUGGACAUCUUGAAGAAAAAAAUGGAAUAUUUGUUUUAGCCGUGUUCGUAGGAGGAUGCCUGUGAAGCAAUCGCACACAGGAAAGAAAGGAGGGUGAGAGAGAGAGCGAAAGAGAGGGAGAGAGGUGGGAGAGAUGAGAGAGGCAAGUCUAAUAGCCAAGCAGCUUUUUCUUUUUCUCUCGCCAGAUCUCUUUAAGCCACACCAAAAACCAGGCCACUGAGUUGAGUUGGAGCUUUUGACCACCUCAAUCAAAGUUGAUAUUUUGGCAUGCCUUUGAUGGCGGCCAUGAAUGAAACGCAGAUGGUGGAAGAACUUGUGAGCAGCUCUUGGCGGGCAGAGGCGGUCCGAGGAAUCCAGAUGACUGCCACCGUGCUCAUUUUUCUGGUGGGCGUACCUUUGAACAUGCUGGUAGUUUGGGCGCUUAGCCAGAGUCGACGUUAUCUCAUACGCAGAGGCAGCAGGGGAGAGACUCGGUCCGCCAGCAGUUUUCGAAUCUACGUGCUCAACCUGGCGCUGGCGGACCUGGUGCUGAUCCUGAGGACCCCCCUCAUGUUGGGAUACCUGGCCCACAAUAACAGCUGGCCCUUCGGCUCGGCUUUAUGCCGCCUGGUCAUGUUCCUUCGAGGUUUGGGUUUGUACGUGUCGGCCUUUCUGGUGUGCGCCGUGGCGGUGGAGCGAUGCCUGUGUCUGCUCAGGCCCGUUUGGGCUCGGCUGCAGCGCCCCGCCUGGGCCGUUCCGUUGGCUUGUGGACUAUCCUGGCUGCUGGCCACCGUCCUGUCCGCCCCUUACCUGCACAGCGCCGUUCUGAAAGAAAGCAACGGCACGUACCAGUGUCUGGAAAGCGGCACCUACGACACGGGGUUGGUCGUCACGGAAACGGUUGCAGGUUUCAUCCUGCCCCUCUUGGUGUUUUUAGGAAGCAAUUUGGCCAUUUUGCUAAAGAUCCAGCAAUCGGUGCCCAUUAGUCCCACGUCCUCCUCCCCGACGGCUUCACGCAAAAUGGCCAGGAUGUAUCAGGUGCUCUUUUUCACCAUGCUGCUCUUUCUCAUCUGCUGGGUGCCCUACUUUGUGUGCCGAUUCUUACGGGCCUUGGCUCAAGGACAACCCGAUAGAGCCGAGCUUUAUAAAAAGGCAUCUUACGGAACGUACAUCUCUCUGUACCUGGUGUACGCCAAGAGUGCCCUCAACCCCGUCCUCUACGUUUUCGCCGCCCGAGGCCUCGGCCGCGCCGUCCGAGCUUCGGUCGUCUCCACCGUUGAACGGCUCUUCAACGAUGACUCCUUCGAGUCCAUUCGCAAGAGAUCACUGAAGACGUCCCACAUUUAGCGAACUGACAUUGGUUGAAAACUUCCGGAGGGGACUGAGGCAUAGUUCAGUGAGAGCAACAAUCUGCAGACAAAUGAAUGAAUGAAUUUUAUUCGAAUGAAUGAACGAAUGAACGAACGAACGAACGAACGAACGAACGAACGAAUGCACUACUACCGUUUUUUUCCGUGUAUAGUGCGCAAAAUUUUACGAAUUUAUUGUCCUAAAAUCCGGGGUGCGCAUUAUACAUGGGUACAAAAAAGAAAUAAAAAAAA
Molecule: messenger RNA, 1714 nt
Organism: Syngnathus typhle (broad-nosed pipefish)
Lineage: Eukaryota; Metazoa; Chordata; Actinopteri; Syngnathiformes; Syngnathidae
Product: C5a anaphylatoxin chemotactic receptor 1
Exons: 3
Coding region: 402-1460 (352 amino acids)
Biological process (GO): phospholipase C-activating G protein-coupled receptor signaling pathway; positive regulation of cytosolic calcium ion concentration; complement receptor mediated signaling pathway
Cellular component (GO): plasma membrane
Molecular function (GO): G protein-coupled receptor activity; complement component C5a receptor activity
Source: RefSeq, a predicted model, not a curated record